This is a messenger RNA of Suillus subalutaceus, 756 nucleotides long. RefSeq lists its product as uncharacterized. Lineage: Eukaryota; Fungi; Basidiomycota; Agaricomycetes; Boletales; Suillaceae. The record is from RefSeq and is a predicted model, not a curated record. The coding region runs from base 1 to 756 and encodes 251 amino acids. The transcript is spliced from 4 exons.
AUGGCCAUAUCUGAAAAGGAUAUCCCCCACAUCCACCAAAUUGUCGAUGUUGCUCUAUGUCAUGGUUCCAGCAUGCAGGAGGUUGUCAACAAGCUUGAGGAUGCUCUCGAGUGUGCAUAUACCCCUCAAGGUUAUGGUACCGAUGACUUGGACAUCGCAACACUUGUUUUUAGGCUUGGCGGGCACCAGCUCCUUUUUGCACUUAAUCAAUCACUUGGUCUCCCUUCUCUCCAAUUUCAGUCGCUGCAUGGUGCCAGUCUCAUGAUUGACAAGAUUGCACUUGAGGAGACGGCAGUUCAUUUCAGUAAAUACAACAAGAGCCCAUCCUUCAGCACAUACGGGGCUGCCGUAGACAUCGCGCAGAAAAUUCACGGCGGGGAACUUCACCUUGGGAAGGAACUCACCGUGAUUGGUGCCUCUUACUUUGGUGAAGAUGAGAUUUAUCCAAUACUAGCAGCGCCUACAUGCAAGAAUGAAGAUGCUUCUGACAUGGAGCGCAUACUCACCCAUGCCAUUGAUCGUUGGGACAGAACUGGUGCAUCUAUGUCCAUUGGCCCAAUCUGGUUGUUAGCAACAGAUGGGGAUGCAACCAGAGUCACCUUUAUAUGGUACACUAAGCAACAUGCCGGGGACUUAAUCUAUACACUAAGCAACAUGCCGGGACUUAAUCUAUACACGGGCAAAGAUGAAGUCACUCUAGACUUUGACUUCAAGCACAUUUUCAAGCGUACAUUUUUCUUUCUUGAUCAACAUUGA